AUGUCGAACCUGAGCACCAGCGAGAACCGGCGCAGUGUGAUGAUUUCGCGCACAGAGGACGACACUGUGCCGCCGGGGCUUGCCGAGGCGGAGAUGCGCGAGCUGGCGCGGCAGGAGACGGACCCGCCCGUGCGCCAUCUGCGUAUCGACUGGCCGUCGUCCACGAUCAAGGGCCGCUUUGCGAUCGGGCCGAGCGUGCCGGACAUGCGGCCGCCGCUGUAUGACAUGCCGUCGCCCGAGGACGUCCAGCAGAAUUCGUCCUCGGCCGUCUUUCGGAGCAAAACGAGCCCGAUCAACGUCACCGUCCAGGUGCUGCAUGGGCAGGGCUCGCAAACGCCACACGAUGCGCCGGCCACGAGCGGGCUGAAUCCCGUGCAGGUGCUCCAGACGAUGCAGCAGCAGGCCGUGUUCGUGUCGGGCAAGUCGACGCACAACUCGGUGUGCCUGCACAUCCCGCAGUACGUCGGGCGCAAGCCGUUGCAUAUCCGAGCCGCUUCGACCUCGGGCCACGUCACCGUCGUACUGCCGCAUUCGUUCAACGGGCUCAUCCGGUGGAACACAGAGUCGGGCCUCGUUAGCAUGUCGCCCCUCGUCCAUGCGCGGACGCAGCGCCUCGACUCGGAGCCGUCCAAGAAGCGCGGCACGGCCAAGAUGUGGCGAUAA
Messenger RNA from Malassezia sympodialis ATCC 42132, 663 nucleotides. RefSeq lists its product as uncharacterized. NCBI's taxonomy places the organism in Eukaryota, Fungi, Basidiomycota, Malasseziomycetes, Malasseziales, Malasseziaceae. The coding region runs from base 1 to 663 and encodes 220 amino acids. The transcript has 2 exons. The record is from RefSeq and is a predicted model, not a curated record.